GUAGCGUAGCCUGGAUCGCAUCAUCACUGGUGAUUGGUCUUGACUGGCCCAACAUACUCAGCUCCGUUAGGAACCGUGCUGACUGCUCGGUGUAUCAUCUGAGACGAUCUGAUAACCACCCAAGCUGCACUGAAUAAACCUUGGCAGCAGCACUGGCAGUGCCCAUCACGCCGCUAUGACGAACAGAAUCCAAUCCCCGAGAGCAACACUUUCGAUCUCGGCAGAGGCUGCUGCCGCAUCGGCUUACCCGCCCGAUGCCCUGCCAGGUGGUCGCGAUGUCGAGACUUUCUACGGCUCUAUGCGAGUCUACGAAUGGGGGCCGUUGGAUGGGAGCAAGGUUCUCUUCGUUCACGGAGAUGCCACUCCUUGUCUGGUAUUUUCUAAGAUUGCUCAAGGCCUGACGGAUGCCGGAUACCGGGUGAUGCUUUUCGGACUUCUUCGCAGGCUUCCGGAUGGCUAUGACGACCAACUGAUGCAUCAUCCCGAGCUUGCGCCAUCGCGAGAAGCCAUCCGCGAAAAGAUUCGAGAAAUCCUUGGGGUUGCUCCUUCUGGCCCAGCACUGGACAUCACACGGGAUGAGAGGGGAUCGGUAACAGCACGGAAAGCGCCUUCUCGUGUUGAAACGACCUUUGAUAUGGCGGCCCUUCUUCAGUGGCAGUUCGACCAUCAUCAGGGCCACGUUCAUUCGUUCCAGGACACCAUCCGUCACGGCCCAAUACAGGCAUUGGGGCUGUGGAGAAAGGUUUGCGAUAUGAUUGCCGGUCGAACACCACUAGACACACCCCUGUGCAACUCCAAGUUGCUUGUCUUCUUUGGCGAGGACGAUGGCGUCGUGGUGGGGAAGGAGACUACUGAAGACAUCCUGACGCUGCUGCCUUCCAGUCUUUUGCAGACUGAAUAUCUAAUUGGAGGGCACGGGUUCCCUUACCCGAACAGCGAGAAGAUUACGCACGCCAUUCUUUCGUUUUGGAGCCCUGGGCACUCGUAGCUGCACAUGUGAGGAUGAUGACGAUUCCGGGAGAAACACACCCUACCUCUCUCAUCGCAACAGAAGUCCCGAUGUGGUGACACACUACUACGUCCGUCACUGUAUUCGCAGAGAAUGAACGGGUAUGUGGCAGCAAGACAACUCUACGAAACACUAGGGAAAGUAGCAAUGAUGGUCGUGUCCACGUGUCAAGAAAGGCAGGCACAUAGCUCGAUGGCUCAAGAUGAGAUCCCCGGCAAGUGACAUAAAGGCGAGCACAAGAACUUCUAGUCAUUAUCACCAAUUCAAAUUAUAUAGACUACCACG
Molecule: messenger RNA, 1294 nt
Organism: Diaporthe batatas
Lineage: Eukaryota; Fungi; Ascomycota; Sordariomycetes; Diaporthales; Diaporthaceae
Exons: 3
Coding region: 176-988 (270 amino acids)
Source: RefSeq, a predicted model, not a curated record